AUGGUAAGCUCCGGUUUGUUUGUGGUUUCGGUCGAUAUGAACCACCAGGUCAACAGACAGAAACAUUUCACCACCCACUACUCGGUGGAGAACCUGGUGGUCCGCCGCGGCCAGCAGUGCCUCAUCAGCAUCACCUUCAACCGCCGGCUGGUGCCCACCGACAACUUCCACAUGGAGUUCCUGAUCGGCACAGACCCGUCAGAGACUAAGGGUUCCAGGGUGAUUGUGACGUUUGGUAACCGACCCGGCGGGCGGUGGGCCGGGGAAAUUCUGAACAUGCAGACUGAGACUGUCAUGUUGGGUAUCGUACCGUUGGCUGACGCCAUCGUGGGCAGGUACCGUUUCUACGUGGCCAUCAUGACCAGCCUCGGUAUCGGUUAUACCAAGAAGGACACGGCAACUGACAUUUACGUGCUGUGCAACGCCUGGUGCCCAGAGGACGUUGUGUAUCUUCAGGAUGAAGCUGAGCGUCAAGAGUAUGUUCUCAAUGACUAUGGCGUGAUGUUUCAGGGUUCCGUAGACAAUGUGUAUCCGAGCAGCUGGAUGUACGGACAGUUUGAGCGGGGCAUUCUGGACGCCUGUAUCUUCAUCCUGGACGCCUGCCAGAUGCCCAUCUUCAACCGCGGCAACAUCAUCACACUGGUCAGAAAAGCUUCAGCUGCGAUUAACUCUCUGGAUGAUAACGGCGUUUUGGUGGGAAACUGGAGUGAUGACUUUUCCAUGGGCACCGCCCCGACGCAGUGGACAGGAAGUGGAAAGAUCCUGUUGCAGUACAGCAGUACCGGCGUCCCGGUGUGUUACGGCCAGUGCUGGGUCUUUGCUGGAGUCUUCAACACCUUCCUGCGUUGCUUUGGCAUCCCGGCGAGGGUCAUCACCAACUUCAACUCCGCUCACGACAGCACAGGCAACCUGAUCACCGAACUUAUCUUCAAGGAGGACGGCUCGCCGGACAGAGAAAACACCAGGGACUCCAUCUGGAACUACCAUUGCUGGAACGAGGUUUUCAUGCAGCGCCGUGACCUGCCGACCGGUAUGGGAGGAUGGCAGGUGGUGGACGCCACGCCACAGGAGACCAGUGACGGAUAUUAUCGAUGUGGCCCGACUUCUGUCGCUGCAAUCAAGGAAGGUCUCCUGUACCACCCGUUCGAUGCUGGUUUCGUCUUCGCUGAGGUCAACAGUGAUGUGGUUUUCAAGAAGCGUGAUCAUUACGGGCAUCUGAUUACGUUCCGGGUCAACACAACCUACGUUGGAAAGCUUAUAUGUACCAAGGCUGUGGGCAGCGACAAUCUCAAUGACAUUACCCUAACCUACAAGUACCCUGAAGGAAGUCCAGAAAAUGACAGGACGAUGGCCCGAGCCGAGAGCUUUGACCUCCAGAGGGACCACUCCGAAAUCGAGGACCUCAAAGUGGUCGUCACCAUACAGAUGGAGCCGGCCCAGUUUGGUGAGGACAUAACCCUGAAUGUGGAUUUCCAUAAUCAAGCUGACACUCUCCAUGUGUUAGAUGGCACCCUGAUGGUAACAGGACUGUUAUACACUGGCAUUUCAAUUGAGGCUGUGAAGGAGGAGAAGCUGAACAUCACCAUGCAGCCUCAGCAGACGGUACAUGAGACCUUUCACGUCAGAUUUCAGGAUUACAUGGACAUCCUGCGUCCUCAGUUGUCCUUGUCUGUGACUGUGGCCGGACGCACUGAAGACCAGGUCAUCUGUGAGACCAAAGUGCUCAACCUGCCACCCCCCAGGCUGGAACUAAAGUUAAAAGCAAAGAUGAGUGUCAUAAAACACAAGUCUUAUGAAUGCAAACUGUCCAAACUGAGUCACAUUAACAGCUUUAUGGUAUAUAACUGCUUCAUCAAAGUAGUUUGCAGUCACUUCAGGGUGCAGAUGGCACCGUCCAGAACACUUACAUUUCCAUCAGGUUCAGUUUUUGGUCUGAGCAGUGACCACUUGAACUAG
This is a messenger RNA of Thalassophryne amazonica, 1956 nucleotides long. RefSeq names its product coagulation factor XIII A chain-like. The record is from RefSeq and is a predicted model, not a curated record. Gene Ontology annotation, biological process: peptide cross-linking; blood coagulation, fibrin clot formation. Gene Ontology annotation, molecular function: protein-glutamine gamma-glutamyltransferase activity. NCBI's taxonomy places the organism in Eukaryota, Metazoa, Chordata, Actinopteri, Batrachoidiformes, Batrachoididae. The transcript is spliced from 14 exons. Bases 1 to 1956 code for a protein of 651 amino acids.